Messenger RNA from Neopsephotus bourkii (Bourke's parrot), 1812 nucleotides. It is a transcript of the gene CCDC71L, whose product is annotated as coiled-coil domain containing 71 like. The coding region runs from base 141 to 995 and encodes 284 amino acids. NCBI's taxonomy places the organism in Eukaryota, Metazoa, Chordata, Aves, Psittaciformes, Psittacidae. The transcript has 2 exons. The record is from RefSeq and is a predicted model, not a curated record.
CGGGCCGGUGCGCAGUCCCGCCUGGGACUUUAAAGCGCCAUUUUGUGCCGGGCGGUAGGCUAUCGAUCGUCGCUCCCCACUGGGCGGGAGGGCGCCAGGGUGCGCAUCUUUUACCCCGCCCGCCUCGUCCCUCUGGCUCCAUGACCCGCAGUAGGAAGCAGGCGGCGCUGGAGAGAGGAGCCGGAAAGAUGAACCAAGAGACGGGGAGCGCCGCUGCGGGUGCGGGAGACCAGGCGGUGUCGGCGGAGACAGCCGACGGGGGAGCUGCGCCCGCUGCGUGGGGGCUGGAAGGGGGGGCAGAGAAAGUUGUGUACUCGCGUUCACAGGUCUCCUUCUCCGGCACCAAGGCGUUGGGCGACGCCCUCAAGCUCUUCAUGCCCAAGUCCACGGAGUUCAUGAGUUCCGACUCGGAGCUCUGGAACUUCCUGUGCAGCCUCAAGCACGAGUUCUCCCCGGUCAUCCUCCGCAGCAAGGACGUCUACGGAUACGCCUCCUGCCGAGCCGUCGUCCCCGACCCGCCGCCGCCCUCGGCGGAGCGACCCCGCCGCCGCGUCGGCAAGCGGCGCCUCCCAGCCGCGGACGCCAAGCGCCGGGCAGCGACGGCCGGUGGCAGCUCCAAGCGGCGACGGCGGCGGCGGCGCCGCAGGAGGGUACGGGAGAGGCAGCGGCAAGAGAGGGCACCGGUAGCCGUUGACCCCUGCGUUGGUGGGGAGGAGGCGGCGGCGUUGGCGUUGUGCCCGCCGGACGGGGAGGCGGACAGCGAGCGGGACAGCCCGGCCGGGGGCGCCGCUUGGGAGCCCUUCGGCGGCAAGUCGCUGGAGGAGAUCUGGAAGGCGGCCACCCCCAGCCUCACCACCUUCCCCUCCAUCCGGGUGCGGGGCAGCGUCUGGAACCGCCGGAUCCUGGCGGCGGCUCAGCGCCGAGCGCAGCGGAUCCUCGGCGUGGACCUGUCUCCAGUGGUGCGGGUGCGCCGCUUCCCCGUGGCGCCGUCCUGAGGCCGCGGGUGGGUUGGGGUUGGGGGGGGGGGUGCUGUCCGGCUCCUCACCUUCCCCGCGGUGCGGAUAAAGAGACCGAUAUCAGUCACCUGUUUACAUUGCUUUUGUCUGGAUCGUGUUCCGCUGCUGCACUUUAGGGCCCGCUCUGGCAGGGGCCGGACCCCCAGUCUCACGGGGGGCGGCUUGCCGGGCCGCGCAGCCAGGGCCCGGGCCUGGGCCUCGGCCCGUCCCCGCCGGGGCUCGGGGAGAUGCAAGGGACCCUCCGGCAGGUAUCACGCGUGGGGACCAAGUUCCACUUCCACUUUCUUUCUCUCCCAUUGGGCUACCUCACUGGUCCAGAAGUCCACCCAAGAAGUUAUUUUCCAAAGGAACUUACGUUCAUGCUUGUAUAAUAUAGCACCAUCUGAUUUUUGCUAAUUUUCCCCCACCUUUCCGGUUCUCCCUUUUCCGACGGAUUAUGUAUGCUUUGUGGUGUUGCACUAGUAUGUGCUCAGGGUAUUUUGAAUCCCAAGCAUUCCCAACUUUAGGUUUACUCUGGUCAAGGAUGCAUAAAGAAUGGAGGUUCAGGACUUGUGGCUAUUCUUGAUGGUGCAAAAAAACUUUAAUUUCAUGGGCUUAGUGAUAUAUCAAGUUGUAUCGCGCAGUAUAAUUGUUACACUUUUGUAUCUAAAGUCAUUUUUAAAGUUUUCUAGUUGAACCAAGUAUUUGUUUCUAUUGAGCACCUAAGGAUAGAAUCAUUCUGAUAUUUUAUAACCCUGUUUACUUUAGGGAAGCUCAUUUGGUCAACCUAAGUGAACUAAAUAAAAGUUGAAGAACA